Molecule: messenger RNA, 3310 nt
Organism: Aedes aegypti (yellow fever mosquito)
Lineage: Eukaryota; Metazoa; Arthropoda; Insecta; Diptera; Culicidae
Gene: Rpn2
Product: 26S proteasome non-ATPase regulatory subunit 1
Exons: 3
Coding region: 150-3200 (1016 amino acids)
Biological process (GO): regulation of protein catabolic process; proteasome-mediated ubiquitin-dependent protein catabolic process
Cellular component (GO): proteasome complex; nucleus; proteasome regulatory particle, base subcomplex
Molecular function (GO): enzyme regulator activity
Source: RefSeq, a predicted model, not a curated record
CCACCACCAUUUUUGCCAGCUCGUUUUAUGAAAGUCAUCUCAGUCGAAUAACAGCUAGAUUUGCUUUGUGCACAAAAACUUAAAAUUUCUGGAAAAUUGUUGAUUGUUUUCGGUAAAUUUAGUGAACGCAGACAAACGUCGAAAAAAGGAUGAAGUUGAACAUCACUUCCGCCGCCGGCAUAAUUUGCCUGCUGGACGAACCCAUCCAGGAGUUGAAGGUUUUCGCCUUGCAAAAGUUGGACACCAUCGUGGACGAGUUUUGGCCGGAAAUUUCCGAAGCCGUCGAGAAGAUUGAAAUUCUACACGAGGACAAGGGCUUCGUGCAGCACGAUUUGGCCGCCUUGGUCGCAUCCAAGGUCUACUACCAUUUGGGAUCGUUUGAGGACUCGCUUACCUAUGCCUUGGGCGCGGGGGAUCUUUUCGAUGUGAAUGCCCGAAACGAGUACGUGGACACGAUCAUUGCCAAGUGCAUCGACCACUACACGCAGCUAAGGGUCCAGCUGGCGGAGAACCCCAGUAAGGCCAAGCCGAUCGAUGCCCGUUUGGAGGCGAUUGUCAACCGGAUGAUUCAGCGCUGCCUGGACGAUGGACAGUAUCGGCAGGCGUUGGGAAUUGCGCUGGAGACGAGGAGGAUGGACGUGGUCGAGUCGUCGAUCAUGAAGGCGGAUGAUAUCCCCGGGAUGUUGGCUUAUGCGUUUCAGGUCACGAUGAGCCUCAUCCAGAACCGUGCCUUCCGCAACACCGUUCUGCGCUGCCUGGUCGGAUUGUACCGCAAUCUGGGCGUUCCGGAUUACGUCAACAUGUGCCAGUGCUUGAUCUUCCUGGAGGAUCCGCUGGCGGUGGCUGAACUGCUGGACAACCUGACCAAGGGAGGAGAGCACUCCGUGCUAAUGGCGUACCAGAUUGCGUUCGAUUUGUACGAAUCGGCAACUCAGCAGUUCUUGGGACAGGUUCUGCAGGCUCUGAAAGCCACUGCACCGAUUCCAUCGGCACUGAUUUCGAACUUGAAGCCACAGGGAACCAAUGCUCCGGCGGCGCCGGAAGUCAAGCAGGAACCGAAGGAAUCUGAAGACGGAGACACCAAGGUGGAGCGUACCGUGGAGAGUUUAAACGAGAGCGAAAAAACUCACCAGUCGAACAUCGAAAAGUUGGCUGGCAUUCUGUCUGGGGAAGUGACGAUCGAUUUGCAGUUGCAGUUCUUGAUCAGGAGCAAUCAUGCGGAUUUGCAAAUAUUGCGUGCGACUAAGGAAGCAGUUCGGGUGUCAAUUUGUCACACUGCUACGGUCAUUGCCAAUGCGUUCAUGCAUAGUGGCACAACCAGUGAUCAGUUCUUGCGGGACAAUUUGGAGUGGCUUGCAAGGGCCACGAAUUGGGCGAAGUUGACGGCAACGGCUUCGCUGGGGGUCAUUCACCGUGGUCAUGAAACUGAGUCAUUGGCGCUGAUGCAAAGCUACUUGCCGAAGGAGAGUGGACCAAGCUCGGGAUACUCCGAGGGAGGUGGCCUGUAUGCUCUGGGGUUGAUCCAUGCCAAUCAUGGGGCGAACAUCAUCGACUAUCUGCUGCAACAGCUGAAGGAUGCUCAGAACGAGAACGUUCGCCACGGAGGUUGCCUGGGGCUGGGGCUGGCCGCCAUGGGAACUCACCGUCAGGAUGUGUACGAGCAGUUGAAGUUCAACCUGUAUCAAGACGAUGCCGUCACGGGUGAAGCUGCUGGCAUUGCUAUGGGAAUGGUGAUGCUCGGCUCCAAGCAUGCGCCGGCCAUCGAAGAUAUGGUGGCCUAUGCUCAGGAAACUCAACACGAGAAGAUCCUUCGCGGUUUGGCGGUUGGAAUUUCUUUGACCAUGUACGCUCGCUUGGAGGAAGCUGAUUCUUUGGUUACUAGUUUGUCCAACGAUAAGGACCCGGUUCUCCGCCGUAGCGGCAUGUAUACCGUUGCCAUGGCCUAUUGCGGAACCGGAAACAAUCAAGCUAUUCGCAAACUGUUGCAUGUGGCCGUUAGCGAUGUGAACGACGAUGUGCGUCGAGCUGCCGUCACGGCUAUUGGAUUCAUUCUCUUCCGCACCCCGGAACAAUGUCCAUCGGUUGUUUCGCUGUUGGCCGAAUCUUACAACCCGCAUGUCCGAUAUGGUGCUGCCAUGGCCCUUGGUAUUGCCUGCGCUGGCACGGGACUUCGCGAAGCCAUUGCCCUUCUGGAACCGAUGGCCAAGUUCGAUCCGGUCAACUUUGUCCGCCAGGGAGCUCUCAUCGCUUCGGCUAUGAUCCUCAUCCAACAAACGGAUCAAACUUGCCCGAAGGUCACCUUCUUCCGUCAGCUGUACACCCAGGUCAUCACCAACAAACACGAAGAUGUCAUGGCCAAGUACGGAGCUAUCUUGGCCCAGGGUAUCAUCGAUGCUGGUGGUCGCAAUGUGACCGUUAGCUUGCAGUCCCGUACCGGACACACCAACCUACAAGCCGUCGUUGGAAUGCUCGUCUUCACCCAGUAUUGGUACUGGUUCCCCUUGGCUCACUGUCUCUCCCUAGCAUUUACCCCAACCUGCUUGAUUGCCCUGAAUUCCGACCUCAAGAUGCCCAAGAUCGAUUUGAAGUCAGCCGCCCGUCCCUCACUCUACGCUUACCCAGCUCCCCUAGAAGAAAAGAAACGCGAGGAACGUGACAAGGUCGCCACUGCAGUCCUGUCCUUGGCUGCGCGUGCCAAGCGUCGCACCGGAGACAAGAAAAAGGACAGCAACAAGGAUGCCGAAACCAAGAUGGAAGUCGACGAGGCGGCCCCCGCCAAGGAUGAUCUAUCGGCCACGGUUAAAGCCAAGGAAGAGGCCAAGACCACCCCUGUCAAGGAAGACAAAAAGGAAAAGAAGGAAAAGCCCAAGGACAAGGAGGGUUCAACAUCAACUACACCCGCAGCUACCGGUGAGGAAGCUACAGCGGCCGCUGCUAAAACCCCGAAAGAACCGGAGCCCAGUUUCGAAAUCCUGCACAACCCGGCCCGUGUCAUGCGCCAGCAGCUGAAGGUGGUCAGCAUUGCGGAGGGAACGGCCUACACUCCGCUGAAGGACGUCACUAUCGGCGGUAUCAUCAUGAUGCAGCACAACGCGUCCGGGGAGCAGGUUUUGGUCGAACGUGUCACCGCCUGCGGGCCGAAGAAUGACGACCUGAAGGAACCGGAAGCUCCCGAGCCGUUUGAGUAUAUUGAAGAUUGAGUGGAAUGAGUUCCUGCUUUUCGCGUUGAAAUAUAUCUAUCUAUAUUGUGCUGCGUUUGAUGUUCUAACUGUACUAGUUUCAUAACGAAUAAAGCUUCGAUGCCCAUAGA